AUGGACACGCCACCAGAUCCGCCCGUAUUGGUACCUAAUCCGCAAGGCGACCUCAGUCAAAUCGCCGACAUCACCAACGCGCCUUACAUCCACAUCCGCGUCAUCUCCUUCCCAACGGCAGCCACCAAGAAGAACGCGUUGAAACAUUUCCCAGACAAGGCCGAUCACGACACCUACGAAAUUCUCUGGACAGCUCCAAAGCCGAAGAAACCCGCUGCCUGGCUUGCAUUGUUCAACACUCGGGUCGGCUCACCCGUAGGCGAUGCGGAGUGGGCCAAACGACCCUGGCACUACUGGGGUGCCGCGCUCGUGAAGUCUAGCGCUGGGCAAGGGAAACACCUCAUCAUCUGGGACUGCGAUGCGGGCACUCCAUCGGCUGAUGCUAGGCGCAAGGAUGUGAUGCUGGUGAAUCAGGUCAAGCUGAUCGAACACGCUGAGAAGAACGGGAAGAUCAACAGUGUCUGGUACGGAGGACAGAAGGAUGAGUCGGAGCAGGAUUCUCUUUCUCGCACUGUGAGCUGGAUCCGGAGUAUGGCGCUGCUAGGAGAUUUGCCAUUCGAUGAAGAGGCGGAUCCACGGACCACACACUGCGUCAGAUUGACAAGGCGCUGA
Molecule: messenger RNA, 612 nt
Organism: Coniosporium apollinis CBS 100218
Lineage: Eukaryota; Fungi; Ascomycota; Dothideomycetes
Exons: 1
Coding region: 1-612 (203 amino acids)
Source: RefSeq, a predicted model, not a curated record